AUGCUAAAUUUAAUUCCACCUCAAUAAUAUAAACCCUAUACCAAUACUCAGACUGCUGCUCAAUCUGCAGUUUGUAUACUCUUGAGAGGCCAAUUUAAACCAUAACAAGGCUAUUCUUAACUCAAUAUCAACAAUCCUUAAUCCACCAAAUUUCAAGAAUAGCAAGACAUUGAAAUACUUUAUAUUUAAAGAUAGAACUCAAAAAGAGAUUAAUAUAGUGGUGAAAUCGCUUUCCCAGGAGGCAAAUGCGACGAUGAUGAAACUGAUUUAUAAGCUGCAAUAAGAGAAGUACAUGAAGAAGUAGGAAUUAAUUUAAAUGAUUUAGAAUGUUAUUAUGUAUGUCGACUCUCCAAAAAUGCUUAUAUGAAGAAACUGAGAAAUAAUAAGUCUUUAUAUUGCAGUGCUUUCGUUAUAGCAAUUAAUGAUCCAUUAAAAAAAACUGAUAUUAUGAAAUUGUCAGAAAAUGAAAUAUAAUUAGCAAAAUGGAUUAAGCUUACUUAUUUUGAUGAUCCUGUUUACAAAAUAAAAAAGAGUUAACAUUAUUUUGGGCCUAGGUUUGUAGCAAAAUAUUUCAAGUCAGCAGAAACUGCAGCUUUGGAUGUUGGUUUUGAUGAAAUGCUAUAUGGGUUCACCUUUUUCAUGACAAUUGCCUUUUUAAUUUUAAUACAGAAACACUAAAAAGUGUUGGAACAUGCUCAUUUUGCAAAGUUCACUUUCACAGGACCAAUAAAGUAUGCUCUAGAGUAUGGAGCCAUUAUGGCUUACAAGAAGGAGAGAAUUAGUCUGUUUGAAAAAUGGCAAUGGCCAAUUUCCAUUUACUUAAUUCCUUUAAUAAUAUUGAUGAUAAUUAUAAUUUGGUUUAUAUUUUUAUGA
Messenger RNA from Paramecium octaurelia, 873 nucleotides. Lineage: Eukaryota; Ciliophora; Oligohymenophorea; Peniculida; Parameciidae. The record is from the annotation of a GenBank genome assembly.